Manis javanica (Malayan pangolin) is the source of this 3627-nucleotide messenger RNA. NCBI's taxonomy places the organism in Eukaryota, Metazoa, Chordata, Mammalia, Pholidota, Manidae. The record is from RefSeq and is a predicted model, not a curated record.
UCGACUGCGCAUGCGGGGAUCUGAGACUUCUUUUCCGCGAGGCAACUGUAGGUUCCCAGAGAGCCAAUCAGACGAGAGGACUUGCUAUAAGCCCCUCCCCCUCCUUCAUCAUUUCCCAAGCGACGGGCCCUCCUCUUUGGCGCGAGCUGCCAAAGGUAGUGCAGGGAGGGGUCACUGCGCGUGCCGCAGCUCGGCCGUCUCCGCCCCCUUCCGAGCCGCCAAUCGCAGGCAAGACACCGGGCGCGCGCACGCUCCCUCCAGUUUAACGGUUGCGAGAGGUAGCUCCCCAGACCCUGACAUCGGUAGGGGGAGCGGCGGCCAGACCAGGUGGUUACAGCUAUUCAGUUUGGUGGAAAAACAAUGCCAAGAACAGAUUGUUGCCCAGCAGGAACAGUUCCACAACCAAAUUCAACGUGUACAGGAGAUAAAAAAUCUAGUCAAGUUACAAACAAGUAGUGCUUCCUGGGCUUCCUACGAUAGAACUCCUUCAAGCAAAAAAGUAUACUCAGAAAGUCAAAUGGGUUUUUUUUCUGAAAACAGUGAAAGAAAUGAAUCUAUUAUUAGUUACCCUAACUCUAAAGAACCUGAAAUGCAGCAAGAAACAUCCUCAUCACAACCAGACUGCCAUGUGGAUAGUAGCUCAGUGAGCAGUGGGUACGGGACUUUGUGUGUCUCAGAAUUAAAUACCUACAAAUCCCAGGACCCUCGAGAGUCCAUGGAGCAUGCAGAGGUUUCUACAGGCCAGUAUGGAGCACCUGUGGUGCAGAUGGAAUCACUUGCAGAUGGUAUAGAAAAUAAGAAUUUUUAUAUACAUACUACGGAGGAGUUGUGUGCAUCUUUAAAGGAAGAUAUUUCCACUUUUCCUGGUGAAUUUGAACACAGUUUUCUUGGUGAAAAGAUUUCAGAAGUAUACAGUGGAAAAACAAAUAAUAAAUCUAUAACAUGGGCACAAAAGCUGAAGCAGAACCAACCAAAGAGAGCACAUGCAGAAGAGGGGUGUUCAAAAUCUAUGCAGGGAAAUGAGCAAACCAAGAAAUCACCAAUUGAGAAAUCUGAUUUCACUGCUGCCACACAUCCUCGUGCUUUUUACAUCAGUAAACCAGAUGAGGGUCCAAAUUCUUGGAUGUCUGAUUCGGGAACAGGACUGACUGACUGGAAACUGGAGGAGAAGGACAUGUAUCACUUUUUGCCUGAGACUUCAGAGAAGACAUUUCCACCAUCGUCUUCAACAGAUAUGUCACCACAUCAGUCUAAUACUAGUAAUGAGAUGAAACUACCAUCACUGAAGGAUAUUUAUCAUAAAAAACAAAGGGAAAACAAGCAGUUACCUGAGAGGAAUCUCACUUCUGCUUCCAAACCAAAUCAUCCACUGGAGGUCCUGACUCUAGAUCCAAUGUUACAAGUGAAGUCAAGUCAGAAGAUUUCAGGGAUUCGACCACAUGGCUUUUUGAAUGCCCUUGAUGACAGAAUAUCCUUUUCUCCAGACUGUGUUCUAGAACCUAGUAUGUCUAGUCAUUCUGACAUAGACUCAUUUUCACAAGCAAGUAAUAUCGCUUCUCAGUUAUCUGGAUUCCCAAAAUAUCCUUCAAAUACAAAAGCUUCACCAAUGGAUUCUUGGAAAAAUCAUUCUUUCCAAAACGAAAGUAGGACCAGUUCCGUGUUUCCUUCAGUGUUUGCUAUUACUAGUAAUGACAUCUCGGUCAAUACUGUAAAUGAAGAAAACACUGUCAUGGUACCUUCAGCCUUGGUCAGUCAAUCCCAGCUUCCAGGUACAGCCAACAGUGUCCCAGAAUGCAUUUCAUUGACUUCCCUGGAAGAUCCUGUGAUAUUGUCUAAGAUUAGGCAGAACCUGAAGGAAAAGCAUGCUCGGCACAUAGCAGAUCUUCGAGCUUAUUAUGAAUCAGAAAUAAAUAGUUUGAAACAGAAACUGGAGGCAAAAGAAAUUUCUGAAGUUGAAGAUUGGAAGAAAACCAAUCAAAUUCUUGUAGAUAGAUGUGGCCAAUUAGAUAAUGCUUUGAAUGAAGCUACUAGUCAUGUGAGAACACUUGAAAAUAAGAAGAACUUACUGGAAAUAGAAGUGCUUUUAGGAGAGUAUGAGUCCCUUGGAAAAGAACACGAAAGAGUGAAGGUUACAUUAAAUACAACUGAGAACAAAUUGCUUGAUGCACAUACUCAGAUUUCUGAUUUGAAAAGAACAAUUUCAAAACUUGAAGCUCAGGUCAAGCAAGUAGAGCGUGAAAAUAUGUUAAGUCUUCAUCAUAAUUCUAAAACUUCUAUGAGACCCUCCCGUGCCAACACACGAGCAGCCUCAGAUGUCAGCAGGCGGAAGUGGUUGAUUCCAGGAGCAGAGUAUUCUAUCUUUACUGGCCAGCCUUUGGACAUCCAGGAUAAUAAAGUGGAUAACCACCUGGAGGAAACCUGUGUUUCUGGGUACCUAUCUCCUCUGGAAAAGGAUGCUUCAUCUGGAAAUUCACCAACAAGCUUACUGAUAAAAAAACAAAGAGAGACUUCAGACACACCAGUCCUGAAAGCUUUAAGAGAACUUGAUGAAAAAAAAAAACUAAAAAAUUGGGGCACGCAGACAGAGAAGGAGGACACCUCAAAUAAAUUAGUGAAUCCUCGGCAAACUGAAAUGUCAGGCAAUGCAAGUCUGUGUCCAGAAAAAUGUGGCCCACAAAGGCAAAAGAAGUUUAAUCCUGCUUCACAGAGAUCAUCAUCUUUACCACCUUCAAAUCGUAAAUCAAGCACUCCAACAAAAAGAGAGAUUAUGUUAACACCAGUGACUGUGGCUUAUAGUCCAAAGCGAUCCCCUAAAGAAAAUUUGUCCCCAGGAUUUAGUCAUCUACUUAGCAAAAAUGAAAGCAGUCCAAUUAGAUCUGAUAUACUUUUGGAUGAUUUAGAUACUGUUCCUGUGUCUACAUUAGAACGUACCAAUCCAAGAAAACAACUCCAGUUUCUUCCUCUAGAUGACUUGGAAGAAAAAAAAUACUCAGAAAAAGCCGCCGACAUCCAUGUUAAUCGUAGUUCUUCUCCUGAACUGUUGCCAAAUGGAGUGAAGAAAGUCUCUUUGAGACCAGCCUGGGAGAAGAAUAAAUCAGUUAGCUAUGAACAGUGUAAGCCGACUUCAGUAGCAGCUCAUGGUAAUGACUUUGAGUAUACAGCAAAAAUUAGGACCCUAGCUGAAACGGAACGGUUUUUUGAUGAACUUACAAAAGAAAAAGACCAGAUUGAGGCAGCACUAAGUCGAAUGCCUUCUACUGGAGGACGAAUCACUUUGCAGACGAGAUUAAAUCAGGAAGCCUUGGAAGAUCGUUUGGAAAGGAUUAAUCAAGAACUGGGCUCAGUUCGCAUGACAUUAAAGAAAUUUCAUGUUUUGCGCACCUCUGCAAAUCUUUGAGAUUUGUAGCCAUUAAAUUUGGAGACGUUUUUGUUUGCACUAAUGUAUAAUUAUGCACUCAGAAAAGGCAAACUAUUUUGUACUGUUUAUAAGCCUACAAACAGUAGUUUUAAAUCAUGCUAUUCUUUACACUUGCUGUUUUAUACUUCAAAUGGCCACAUAUUUUCAAGAUAUUUUUGUUGUGCUCAGGAAUCUCUUGUAUAUUUUACUAUUUAAAAAGUAUUAUUUUU